This is a messenger RNA of Miscanthus lutarioriparius, 708 nucleotides long. The record is from the annotation of a GenBank genome assembly. Lineage: Eukaryota; Viridiplantae; Streptophyta; Magnoliopsida; Poales; Poaceae.
AUGUCCACUGGUUCGAGUCUGGGACACGCAUCCUCCCAUCUGACAUUCACAAACGCGCGCUUGACUCGAUCACUGCGCCUCCCCCGCGCCAAGGAGCUGGACGAACCCGCCGACGCCGGCGCCGUGGCUUCCUCUACCUUCUCCUCACUGUCCAGCGCCGAGGACGACGCGUUCCAGGACCAGCUCGGCGGGCACGGAGCGCUCGCGCCACCAGCCGCCGCCGACGUCGCCCAGCCGGUACCGCGGCGGCGGUUCUGGGCGUGGGCGACCGCGCGCGCCGCCGCACCAAGGCUGCGCGAGGCCUGCGAGAACGCGGCGCGGGACCUCGUAGCGUGGACCAGGCGGGGCGGCGCGCCCCGUUCUCUCCUCGUCGUGUUGGUUGGAUCCGUGGCGCUCGUGGUGCUAACCGGCCUCCUGAUCGUCGUCUUCUUCGUGGUGGCGGCGGCGACGAACGCCAUCGCCGUUUCCGUCGUCGUGUCCAUGGUCGCCGCCGGGGUGUUCCUGGCCGUGCUGCUGGCUUUCCUGGCCGCGAUAUACAUCGGCGCACUGUCCGUUGCCGUGUUUGUUAUCUCGGUCACGACGAUCGCAACAGUCGUUGCCAUCACGAUCGCCACUGGUUGGGUUGCAUUCUUCUGGUUUGUUUGGUUUACCGCCACAGAAUGCCUGAGCCUGGCAACUAAGCGAAGAACCGGCACCAUAAAUCCAUGA